GCCGGGAUUCUUCGGAUCGCCUCAAGUAUUGUGAGAAGGGUGGCAAGACCGAGCAAGUAAUUAACCAGGAGUAAAUCGUCAGCCCCGAAGGACUCAAGCCAGGUGGGAGGGUACCCACGCAUACAGCGAUCCCAAAUGGCGGCACAAUCAAGAGGAGAAGCACAAGGUCCCGAUUCGGUGCAGGCAAGGCAAAGUAACUUGUCAAGCGUAAGGGACUCGGUGGGCAGGUGUUAUGAUGAUGGAGUGUGCCCUAAGGGCAUCCAUUUGGGGAGGGUGGUGGAAGACGAAGGAGGGGAAAGAUUCAUAGUAAAUGAGGAAGUUGAGGAGGUUAAAGAACAAUGGCUGAAAGAAAGGUUGGUAAUCGUAGUGUUUCAGGGAGACGCUCGUUCACUAUCAAGAGCGGUCAAGGAAGAUCUGAUCAGAGCAUUUGAGGACGGGUGGUCUAUGAAGAAACUUUUCCAACCAGAAGCAAGACGGGGCAGGGUAAAAUUCGAAGGGCCAAACGUAGCCUCAUACGUGGUGAAAGCCAAGGAGAUCGCGGGUUGGCUAAUCCAACAGAAGGAGAUGUCGAUCAAGCUGGAGGAGGGGAAAAACUACACAGUCCAAUUUAGCCCAAGGCUAUCUAAGCAGGAACUGAAGGUGGUCAGAAUCCAAGAGGCCGAAUCCAAAUCCUGGAUUAUGGCUCUGAGGGUACCCCUGGAAGCGUACUUCUACUUGGGAAGCGCUGUGGAGGCCAUAUUCGGCAGGUCCAAGAUCAGGUGGGGCAGUGAGUGCUGUGAGGCGGACUAUGGGGGUCUCCAUAAAUCCGCAUCAUCCUCCUCGCUGGAAAGCUCGGCACAGCCAGUUGCGGCCAAGGAUAUAGGUCCAGAAGGGACGCAGGCAGGCAUUGGAGGCCCAGUGACACCGGGAAGAAAUCAGAUGGAAUCAGUCCAAAGAUGUCUGGUGCCUCUCCUCUGUACCAAGGCAAAGGAUCGGGUGUACCUGCUGGCACUGACGGACGAAGAUGGGUCGCCAAAGAUUCAAUCUCAGGUGGUGGAAUGUUCACCUACACCAGCGUUGAUCAUGACAACCAUGAAAGAUCUGUACGGGGAACAUGUACCAGUUAGGUUGGUUCCGCACUCAUCGAUGGUAUCAGUUAUCUGCGAAAUGGUACAGGGCUAUACCAAGAUGUACUUUCCCAUCCUGGACGCCCGCAUUCCCCCUGAGACAGCAAGCCUCCUGGCGCAAUCAGGGGUCAGAUGGGUCCACAUGGACCUGGUACGGGAGCGUAACAUGCAAGAACUAGAAGCCAUCAAGGUCCUACUUGGCAUUUCAGGCCUAGUUCUACUGAAUGUCAACGAGAAGCUGUUACUGGAGGAAAACCUUCACUUAGAGUUCCUGGCACAGAGCCUGUCGGACGAAUGGUCAACCAUGUCAAGAGCAAGUUCCUCGUGGGGCAGCUCCAGCAGACAUACGAAUUCCAGAUCGAAAGCAAGCAGCAAACGCUGUGAAUCCAAACUGAACGAAACCAAGUUGAGAGAGUUUGCAGGGUGGUGGGACGGCCCCCAAAUCUGGUCCCCUGCUCAGGGGACUAGAGGUGGAGUGGGCAUUCUCAUCCACAAGGACAUGCAAGCACAGGUCAUUGAUGCAGAGGCCGACCUGUGGGGGAGAUGGGCCUGGAUCAAGGCAGUGAUAGGAGGGGAGAAAUGGGUGUUAAUGACUGUCUAUGCGCCAACAAACUGGCGGGAAAGGGCAAAGUUCUUCCUGAAGCUGAAGACUAUUGUCCCUAAGGCAGAUAGACUGCUGGUUGUUGGAGAUUGGAAUGUAUCGCUGGAUGAGGCGCUGCGGCCUGGCGCCGCGAGCGCCGGCAGAGGGGAUGUGCAAGCCUUGCUGGACCUUAAUGCAGAGAUGAUGCUUUUGAACCCGUUCCCAGUGCUAAACCAAGAAGACCCGGGUUAUACCUGGUUUUCCAACCUGUUCAGGAACAGACAGGACAUUACCAGGAGGCGUCUUGACUACUUCCUGCUGAGCGAGGAAAUUUUGGAAAGGGUCACAGCGGUCCGCCAAUUCUGUCACCCCAUGUCAGAUCACAAACCAGUGGUGGUGGAAGCCGCAGGUGCUGAGCGUGGGAAAGGCUUCUUCCGUUUGAACAGUCAAGUGCUUGAGGAACCAGGCAUAGGGGAGUGGGUUGAGGACCACAUGUCCAGAUGGGAGGAGGCGAGACCGUUCUUUGAAACACCGACGGAUUGGCUAGACGGAGGUAUUGCCAUAGUUUCGGGCGUGUUGGAUGUGUGCUCAAGAAUCCUAGCCAGGGCAAGGAACUCGAAGGAAGCGGAAUACCUGCGAAAAAUUGAAGAAGCAGAAGACAGGAUGGAGGGGCAUCCCAUCUCGGUGAUGUACGCGAGGCUGUACUACUCGAACAUCCUAACAUCGAGGCGGCCUCAUGACAAUGUGGACACAGACCUAUCACUCAUGUCGGAUACGUGGGAAGAUACAACAACUGGGCUGCAUGGAGGCGGAAAACUUGACUUGGAUCGCCCGCUCACCUUGGAGGAGAUCUCCCAAAUGCUCAAGACCAUGGCGAAGGGCAAAUCUCCAAGGGUGGACGGCCUCACGGUCGAGUUCUAUGCUGCUAACUGGGUCGUCUUCGGACCCUUACUUGUGGAACUAUACAAUGGGAUCCUGGUUGGGGGUAAACUAGGGAAGGGGAUGACGCAUGGUGUGAUCGUUGUUCUGUUCAAGAAGGGAGACAAGGCCGAUGUAAGGAACUGGAGGCCCAUUUCGUUGCUCAACGUGUCCUACAAGAUUCUGGGCAAAUCCUUGGCCAGAAGGCUAGCAAGGUAUCUGCUGGACCUAGUGGCCCCCGACCAAGUUGCGUUCGUGCAGGGUCGCUCAAUCUUCGACAACAUAGUGACGACAAUCGAAACACUAGAGGUGGUGCAGAACGAGAAUCUGGAUUACGCCGUCCUCCUGCUUGAUUUGGAGAAGGCGUACGGCAAAGUAGGGUGGACUUUCGUACUCACCACACUGCAUUGGUUAGGCUUUGGGGAAGGGUUCUACGCAUGGGUAAUUGCAUUGUACACAUUCUCCACAGCCUUUGUUAUGAUCAAUGGGCACCUGUCUGAACCUUUCCCUCUCACAAGGUCCCUCAGGCAAGGCUGCCCACUAGCACCUCUAAUCUUCGUGAUUCAGUUGGAGGUGUUGCUGAACAAAAUCCGCGCCCAACCGGUUAUCCGUGGUCUGCAACUGCACACGGGCAACGAAUGCAAGGUGAAGGCGCUGGCCGACGACCUCUUCGCUGUAUGUGAAAACUCUGUGCCAGCUCUCUCAGCGAUGAAGAGUGUACUAUGUGAAUACUCCGUGCUGUCGGAGGCUUCUGUGAACUGGAGUAAAUCGACCUACCUGCUCCCAGCUCAGUUCGAACUUAAGGUAGAGUGGGGCAUGAAGAGAGUGGCGAAAGGGGAAGAGGAACGAUUCUUGGGUGUCAUGAUAAGUUUGCAGGUUGAAGCGUCGUCGCAGGGCUUUCAACUCCAGCAGCGGAUCGCAUCUAGGCUAAGGCUGACGGGUGGAAGGAAGAAGAUAGCGAUAGCGUCAUCAAUCGAUCGAAGAGCAGAUCGAACGGACAAGAUGAGUCACAAGAAGUCAUGCCCCUUCACAUUGGUUCCAUGGCACUCGAACGAGGAAUGGGACCAGGUUCGGAGAUGGCUUUUGUCAACCAAUACCGCAGAAGUUCAGCUGGGGAUCGAUCGUGUCAUAUCUUGGAAGGGCAGAGGACAUGUGCAGCCUGAAGUUGAAGUGACUGCAUAUCUAGUCGACCUGAUGUCCAAGGACCCAGAGUUCAGCCCCCUGGUGGAACCGACGAGACAUCUGCCGGAAAAUGUGCUGCGCCUCGGAUAUGCCAUGGCCAUGAUAAGCCAGGGCAAGAUUUCCAACAAGAGGGAUUCGCAGAAAAAAUGGUUGAGGGUGCUUCAGAACGAUGUGCGAGGACUGGAAAAAGUUUUGAUUGCCGCAUGGCACGGGCACCAAAGCAAUGGACGAAGGGGAAAUCCCCGGAAGAAACUGCUGAAAAGAGCAAGUGACCUUCUUCAUGGGAUGAGAUCUGAUUUCCUUCCUGGAUUGGUGCAUAACCUUGUGGAAUUUGGAAUCCUCAAAUCUCUGCCCCCAAAGUCUCCCACGAACAUUUUUGAAACUGGCGUGGAACCAGACACUGCCGAAAAGGGGUUAAGCAAAGAUCUGGGCUCAACGCUUUCCAGAAGGUUCACCUCCUGUGUCUGGAAGAUGGUCAUCAGCCUUUUGUCGUUGCUUGUGCCGACUUUUCCGAUGGGGAUUUUGAUGGGCGUGAUGUCGUGGACCGGGCACUUGGGAGGGAAAAUUCACGAGAGCAUGGAUCUUCCAACUGUGGAGAUCGAGCAACAACUCUCCGACCUGUUCGCUUGGGUUCACUGGUUGCUUGUCGUGAAAGACGAUGCUGCCGCGGACAACGCCGGCCCCAACAGCGAUGACGAUGAGGGUUUGAUCGAAGGCAGCCGAGCAGCGAAGGUUGAACCGGAACAGCGGAGUCGUCCUGGUGCACAGAAGCGCAAGCGAAGGAAGACGGCGAAGAGGAGCAGCGUCGAAAGUGGUACAGAUCGUGCUCAUCGUGACGACGUAACCCGGCAUAAUAACGUAGUGAAUGCAAUCACCGCCAAAGCGAACACCAUGAUGCCCACAGAAGAUCAAGAGCAAGAGCAAGAGGAAGAGCAAGAGGAGGCGACAAUCGAUCUACUACCGAAGGAGUUGGCAAGGGGGAAUCCGUAUCGAGGUGAUCUUGCAUGGAUAAAUGAACUAGGUCUCAAAGACGGAGGAUUGAUGGAUAUCAAGGAUUUAGCUAUGGACAACUGUAUACGGUUACUGACUCUGUGCUUCAAGUAUGGACGAUUCAGCGGCAGCAAGGGAAAGGAGAUCACAUCUUACAUUAUCCAGAAUUAUCCGAUGGAUGAAAAGCGAAGGCAUUCUGUUGAAAAGCUCUACCAUCUGAUCUUCGAGAGAGGUCCACGCGAACCAGAGGAGAGCAAAAAGGGAGGAAGUGACAAGGGCCCUCCGAAACCCGGCAAUGAAGUUCCAGGAGCUUCCACGAGUACGGACGAAGAGAUGAAGCGAGAAGAAGAGGAGAGCGCAGAGCGCAGAAACUGCGACGCGAUAGAGAAAGAGUCAGACGGUGCCGGCGAGGACUGUCCGAACUCUGGCGACAAGGUUGAAAAAGAAAUCACCAAGAGCAGGCGGGUAGAGGAGGAAGGGGGGGAGGAGGAAGCAAAGAGCACUCCUAUGGAUGUCAACCAAGACGGACAGGCUAGAGCGAAGCACCCUCACAGCAACAGCCAGUCUAAUAUUUCUCUCUCGUCUCAGUCCUGUUCAGGCCUUACCGAGGCACAGCAACGGUUGAGUAAGCUGUUGGAAGAGUGCAGCUGUGGUAGGAACCGAGGGCUGGAAAGUCAAAUCGAAGAAAUCUUCCAAGACCCGAACAGCCACGAUGAGGACGAGGGAGGCAUUUGGAAGUUAUCGAAAGGAGAGUGGGCACCUUGUGCGAUCGGAUCGCUACCGUCAGUUUGGAGCGAAACCGGUGUUGUUAAGUCUCUGGAUUGGACCUUUCCCAAUCUGGCAGGCGAGGAAGCAUCCUUGGACGCAGGCUUUCAAGGGGUGGGAGAGGAGGGCGCAGAAGAGCCAAUGGGGGAGGGGGAGGAGGAGGGGGAGGAGGAGGGCAAGGAGGAGCAAGAUCCAUGCAGGGAGCAGUUAGAAGCAGUAGAACCCAUCGUGGCGGAAGGUCAGGCGCAUCGAGAUGACGGAAGUCCGGUGAAAAGACAGCGAACGGGUGAACGUGACCAUGGCGUUUCGACAGCAGGCGAGGAGUGCAUGGAGAGAGGAGGUCAGCGGAGAAGUGAGGUUCCGGAGCACCCAGCAGCAGCAAUUAGAGAUGAGCAAAAUCAGCAGGUGCAAGCACUCCAAACGCUUGGUGCUUCCGCAAGAAGCAAUGUUGAAGGACAGAUACCUGCUCCUUCUCAGGACACGCGAUGGCCGGUCAAACGCUCGAUGACGGAUGUCUUGCAUGUGCAGAAACAGCAACCCCCUGCGACUUCUGCUGAACUGGCUUUUGAUGGAUUUCUCCUCUGCAGAGGACUUCCUAUUAAGUGUGGAAUGGAUGAGGCCAGUGCUAUAAGGGAUAGCAUUUCUCUCCUUCUCUGAGAGUGGAAGAUGAGAAUAGUCACUUAGCAAGUUUGGUAGUGAAUGAAGGAAUUCAAUGAAUAAAGAUUCAUAGG
Chara braunii is the source of this 6272-nucleotide messenger RNA. Lineage: Eukaryota; Viridiplantae; Streptophyta; Charophyceae; Charales; Characeae. The record is from the annotation of a GenBank genome assembly.